Molecule: messenger RNA, 7923 nt
Organism: Pelmatolapia mariae (spotted tilapia)
Lineage: Eukaryota; Metazoa; Chordata; Actinopteri; Cichliformes; Cichlidae
Gene: cnot6l
Product: CCR4-NOT transcription complex, subunit 6-like
Exons: 12
Coding region: 156-1817 (553 amino acids)
Biological process (GO): nuclear-transcribed mRNA poly(A) tail shortening
Cellular component (GO): CCR4-NOT complex; cytoplasm; nucleus
Molecular function (GO): protein binding; poly(A)-specific ribonuclease activity
Source: RefSeq, a predicted model, not a curated record
GUGUGCGCGAGCACGAGCGGAAACGGCGUUUGUUGUUCUUCCCUCUGUUUCCGAGACGUUCAGGGUCUAAACGGGUUCAACAGCCGCGUCUGCAUGUCGCUGCCAAUUCCCGCAAUAACCCGUCUUCUACCGCCCCCGAAUGAAGAUUAACAGGUAUGCCAAAGGAAAAAUAUGAUCCUCCAGAUCCCCGCAGAUGUUACACCAUCAUGCCAGCCGACGAGGCGGCAAGUGGGAAGAAGUCUCACUGGUCCGAGCUCGAGAUAUCUGGGCGGGUGAGGAGCCUGAGCAGCUCAUUGUGGACACUCACCCACCUCACGGCGCUGCACAUCAAUGACAAUAACCUGACCCGCAUCCCGCCAGACAUCGCCAAGCUGCCCAACCUGGUCUACCUGAACCUGUCGUCCAAUAAGCUCCGCAGUCUGCCCGCCGAACUGGGCAACAUGGUCUCUCUCAGGGAAUUGCUUUUAAACAAUAAUCUUUUACGAGUUCUGCCUUACGAACUUGGAAGGCUUUUCCAGUUACAAACCCUCGGGCUAAAAGGAAAUCCUUUGUCCCAAGACAUCCUCAAUUUGUACCAGGAGCCAGAUGGAACCAGAAAGCUUUUGAACUACAUGCUCGACAAUCUAGCAGUGCACCCAGAGCAGCUCCCCCAAAGACCUUGGAUCACUCUGAAAGAGCGAGACCAAAUGAUCCCCACCGCUGUGUUCACGGUUAUGUGCUACAACGUGCUGUGCGACAAGUAUGCCACGCGACAGCUGUAUGGUUACUGUCCAUCCUGGGCCUUAAACUGGGAGUACAGGAAGAAGGGAAUCAUGGAGGAAAUCACCAGCUGUGACGCUGACAUCAUCAGCCUACAGGAGGUGGAGACGGAACAGUACUACAUGUUGUUUCUGGAAACGCUAAAGGAGCGCGGCUAUGACGGCUACUUCUGUCCAAAAUCUCGUGCCAAACUGGUUUCAGAACAGGAGAGGAAACAUGUGGACGGCUGUGCCGUGUUCUUCAAGACUGAGAAGUUCACUUUGAUCCAGAAACACACUGUGGAGUUCAAUCAGGUAGCCAUGGCUAACUCUGAGGGUUCAGAGGUCAUGCUGAACAGAGUGAUGACCAAAGACAACAUCGGGGUGGCCGUGCUGCUCGAGGUCAAUAAGGACAUGUUCUCCGGGGGCAUGAAGCCGCCUCAGGAGAGGCAGCUCAUCCUGGUGGCCAACGCCCACAUGCACUGGGACCCCGAGUACUCGGACGUCAAGUUGAUCCAAACCAUGAUGUUCCUGUCAGAGUUAAAGAGCAUUGCUGAGAGGGCCUCGGGCUCUGUGGCAACGGGAUCGCCGACCUCUGACCCGUCCUCAAUCCCCAUCGUCCUGUGCGCUGACCUCAACUCGCUGCCUGACUCCGGUGUGGUGGAGUAUCUGAGCAACGGAGGAGUGGCCGAGAACCACAAGGACUUUAAGGAGCUACGCUACAGCGAAUGUCUGACCAACUUCAACUGCAACGGCAAGAACGGAAACUCGGAUGGAAGCAUCACACACAGCUUCCAGCUCAAGAGCGCCUACGACAGCAAUCUGAUGCCUUACACCAACUACACAUAUGACUUCAAGGGUGUGAUCGACUACAUCUUCUUCUCCAAGACCCACAUGAGCGUCCUGGGCAUGCUCGGACCGCUCGACAGCCAGUGGCUCAUAGACAACAACAUCACGGGCUGCCCCCACCCGCACAUCCCCUCGGACCACUUCUCCCUGCUGGCCCAGCUGGAGCUGCACCCUCCCCUGCCCCACCCGCUCAACCCCCUCAACGGGCUGCACCUGCCGGUCCACAGGUAGUGCACCCUGAGAAUGAGAGAGAGCGCCCCGCCUACCCCUUUUUACCCCACCUUUUAAACACUGUCCCACCCUCCUCCUCCCUCCAGCUUUAUACAGGACCCUGUACAGUUCACGUUAAACUCGGACACCAUCUGACCGCCUCUAACCCCAAAAGGAGUGAAGUAUUUGCCCCGGGUGUUGCUCCUUUUUAUGUUUUUGCACACUGUAUAUUUUUUUUCUUUUCUCCCCUUGAAAAGGCUUGAUACCAAAUGUUGGGCUUGGGAUGAAGUAUUUCCCAACGUCUGUUUUGUUUUUUUGUUUUUGUUUUUUUGAUUAGUUGUAAUCAUGGCCGCUUAAAGAUUCUACAAUAACAAACUAAUACAAACAGUUGUUUAAGGUAAAUCUGCUACACAAACGUAAGCAUCAUUUCACACAGCUGUGAAAUUUUUAGAGUACAGACACGUGAUCGUAUUAAUGCUGCACAGUUUAUAGAGCUGAAACCUGCUUUCACUCCCAGAUUAACUGACAGGUAUUUAAUUGAACGGGGGGUCAACACUACAAAAAAAAACCCUCAACCUUUUGAAUGUUAUAGAAUGUAGAAGGAUUAUUUCUGUUGGUAAUUUUUUGGCAAAAAGGUCCUUAUUUGAGUUUCAACAAACUAAUUUGAUAAUAAGCGGGGAAAUGGGUGCAAAUUUUUAAGGAUAAAAUGUGCAAGCUGGGUGUUUUUUAAAAGUAAUGCUAUUUAGCAUGGAGGUAUGCGUCAUCCUGGAUCCAUGUUUAGAAUUAGGCCGAUGUCACUCAGCAUUGUAUGAAUUUCUUUCACUUUACCUCGGUGCGGUACAUGUCUUUUAUAAAAGUUUUUUUUCUUUUUGCAAAGGCUUUUGUUCUCUGCAGCUCUGAAGUAAUAAAACAAUCAGUUGUUCUAAUAUUUUUCUAAGCAUUGCAGGCAGAUUUGCUCAGACACUGCCUUUUUCCUGACAUCCACAAACAGUCCGUUUCACAGUUUUGAGCUUUUCAUGCUGUGAUUUUUUUUAAACCCCUGAUCUGCCUGGCCAAAGAAUCCCCCGCAGCAAGUGACAUGUCCUCCGUCAGUAAUAAGACCUUUAUUUAUCGGUGCCAGAGAGAAAACGUAUAUCGUUUAAUGUUUUAGUCAAUGUUUCCUGACCAAGAGGCUGAAUGUAUUUACUAAAAAGGCUCGCUAUGAAUUUGGUUCUCGGAGCCGAUUAAUGCCAGAUCCCUGUGGACUCUAAACUUUGUGUAUUUGUGUCAGAUGAUUAGAAGGAAUAGCUCUUUAUUCUGUAAGUCGUAACUCAGGGCUAUGCUAUGCAUCCAGCAGCACCUUUCACACUAAAGACUCUCAGAGUCAUGUCGUACGAGCAAAACCAAACAGGAAGCUACUGUUCUGAAAAAGCACAGGUUAUGUAUGCGUUUGCAUACGGAUAUGCUGUUGUUCAUCUUGUCGUUAUAGAAGUCCCAGGUCUUUGUGCAUUUUUGAUAAAAUACUGAUGCACUUUUACUCCUAACCUGGGAAAAUCACAUUUGUCCUAGUUUUAGAAGAAACAAAUAAAGCAUAUUUGGUCAGUUUUAAUUGAAUAAGAAUUUAGUUUGCUUUAAGGCCUUUAGAGAGGCUGACACGAUGAAUGAUAAGGGAUUGGACUGGGUGUCAGUACUACAUGUUUUCAGUGCCAGUACAAAGAAAAUGAGAAAUUAUUUUUUAAGAUUGAGAGGAAGGAACAAAUGUUUUGGGGGUUUUCUCAAAGAAAUCUUCUCAAAUGAUUAAAACAGCAGCUCCAAAUCCACACACUAAAAUCUGCAUCCUGUUUAUUAUGGGAACUUUGCUCUAAUCUCUUUUUAACUCGUUGUGUGAUUUCUCUCAGCUGUUAAAGUCUUAAAACAGAAUAUCACUCUUUCAAUACACUGCUCACAAUUCAGCUAUGCAAACUGAGACAAGUGGACAUGGCUUGUAUUAAAGUGGAUGUUAUGUAUUUCCAGCUCAAUUUACCAGAGUAGCUUUGUAUGAUUACUGUUCAGAAUAAUCCUUAUUUAUCUUACACUGGGCCUUACUGCAGCCUCUUAGUUCCUCCUCUGUUUGAAACGACCAGUUUUAGCUCCUCUCUCAUUCAGACCUGGGUUCUCAAAGUACGGCAUGUGGACCAGUGGGGGCUCGUAGUAACAAGGAAAAUUAAAGUACAUGUAAAGUGUUCAUAAAGCAGCACAGAGGAGACCAAAAGAGCUUUCCUCUUGAGUUUUAACCCUUCUGUUGUAUCUGUCAUAACAGACACUGUUGGUGCCAAGAAAUAGCACCUCAUUAAAUACCAUUAAAUUUAAAAACCAGGACAAAAAUAAUAAACCUAACUAUCUAAAUGUGUCUGUGCAGCCCUUAAUCAUACUCCUUCUGGUUUAAGACCACCCACUCUUUAAGUCAGCUUUCUUCUGAUUGGCCGCCCCUCUUAAACUGCAGCUAGGUGGGGCUUCUGUGUCUCAGAUGACCAAAUAAAGGAUAUCCAUCUUUUGGCCUCAUACAGACCUAAGAGUAGAAAAAAAACUAAGCUUAGUGUCACCACUCAGCUGUUUAGCUCCCUUCCCCCUUCUCUUCAAGUUAAAUUUCUUCUGAUUGGUUGCCCCUCAAAACCUGCAGGGACUUAAGCUCACGGGUGUUACUUGUACAUAUGCUGACUUCAUUAUUUGAAACCUUGGACAUAUUUACUAUGUACAUUGUGUCCUAUUAUUUUAUUUUCCCCCCUCAUUUCUACACUGGAAUAGGAAAAGUUUAAAAGAUUGGGAACCACUGGUCUGAACACAGAAAAGUUAAGCUUAUUUAAAUCAGAAACCAUGUGAUUUCAAAGAAUGAAUUCAAAACAUCUGAUAUUAAAAACCAGCUUUUUCUACACAUUUUAACUGGUACAGCAUGAUGGUUGACACCCAGUCCUGUCUGUGCAGGCAGAUGUGCCUCUCAGUGAUAAACAUAUCUGGCACAUUUCACACUGUAGUGUGUAGUAAACCUGGAUUAGUUGAACCAGUCAAAGCUUUUCCUGUGUUUGAAAGCCAUAAUUCUGGGAUACGUGGCGUCGGCACAGCGCGGCAUGUAACCGUGUAGCUGCAGCUUUAAAUCGCAGGAUCUUCACAUUUACUGGCCUUCUGUUGCACAUGAUUUAACGCUAAUGAGUUCACCUCUGGGUUCGGUGGAUUCGAUCCUGGUGAGCAUUUAGAGGCCUAUACUUCACUCCUGAACUAACCUCACAGGGUUUUUAUUUCCUGGUUUUUGUACCACAGCUGUACAUAAAUGAAUCUGUCUUUGAUGACGGCACGUCUUUCACAUCUGUGAGGGGAAUGUACCAUUCUCCUGAUAAAGGGGCGUAAAAUGUUCUCACAAUUCAAACGUGUACUUGGUGUUGUAAUUUUCUUCUAAAGAUCUCGUGUGUGAAUACCACCUCCACAUUUGUCUCUGAUGCUCUUGUAGAGACCGGACGUGUCUCUGUUUCCAGCUCUUGUUUGAACUACGGGCAUUUUCUGUCUCCGACAUGCAGUCUUUCUAUUAGUACUUUGUACUACUCAGUAUUACCAACAUUUUUUUUUUUUGAGAAAAAACAUAAAUAUUCUAGGUUUAAAAGCAGCUCGUCCAUAUGGGUUUUAUUUCUCCAGUGUCAUCUCAAAGCCUCCCUUGCUCUGAGUUUUAAAUUCUUUUGUUUUCCCGUCAUUUCUGCUUUCACACACAUUAAACACCAGUUACAUUCGCAUUUAUUCCACAACAAUACCAAACUGUCAUCACCUGAAAGCAGUUCACUUGUUAAUUUUGUCUCUGUAGAUGCACCUCAUACACUUUUUCUACAAACAAUGUGCCUAGUUUGUACAGUUUCUCCAACAGCAGCACUGCCCAUGAGACCAAGACCCUCAGAGAUUAACCCAGCACCAUCGCCCAGCCAACACCCUUCAAUCCAUCCUUCCAUCCCUCCAAGCCAAGUUUUCAUGUGGUGAGAUUGUGGGAGGAAUUCAGGACUUUCUUUCCCUUCAGCUUCUGUUACAUUAUGUAAAAUGGUCACUCUCACUUGUUUGUGGUUUCCUUGCUAGGACAAAGAUCAUCACAACCAUCACAUGGAGUUUCUGAACGUAGAAAUCCUGAUGUUUGAUGUCUGGCUGUAGUUGAUUUGGUUUUAUUUUUGUUCCAUUGUUAAUUUAAACUGUCUCGGCUACUGGCCAUUAGUCUUUGGUGGUGAAUACGAUGCCUGGCGAUAGUAACUGGGGGAAACACGCAGAGGAUUGGAAUUAAGCGUUAAGCAGACGUUUUAAUUUCAUUGUCAUGUUUGUACUCUGAAUUUUAUGGCUGUAGGCCAGCUCGCUGCAGAAUCUCUACACAGAAUUUAAGAAAUACGACUAAUGAAAAAUGGCAUUAUGGACGAGUAUGUUCAUUAUAUCGAUUAAAGGGGACCUAUUAUGCUUAGUUCCUAAUCCAGUCCACUCUGGAGCAUCUUCAGGUGGAUUGCAGUUCAAAGUAAUCUCUAUUUACAUCAUGCUUAGCCUUGAUGCAGCAACUCAGGUAUUUUAGCUCCCUUUAAGCCCAUUUUCUACUGAUUGGGUGCCCCUCAUUAGCUGCAAGUGGGCGGGGCUUCUGUGCCUGAGAUGACCAUAUUGGGUAUAUUCACUUUCUCUGCCAUCAUAUAGACCCAAGAAUAGAAAAAUGGAUGUUUGUAUCAGUCUGAAGCCUGAACUUGUAUUGUACACACUCUGACCUCAUUAUUACAGACUUUGGCCAUGUUGAGCAUGAACAUUGGAUCAGUACAGAGAUGGCAGACAGACAGGAAAAAGCAGAAUCGGUCUCCUUUAAUUCACUGUGGAAAAUUAAUUAAGAAAGAAUUAAUUAAGAAAGUCAGAAGCUCAACAGAUUUUCAAAGCUGAAGAGCAACUUUCAUUUUUCAAAUCCGAAUUUUAGAAAAUUAAAAUAAAUGACAAAAGCCAGAAAUGCAAUUCUGUUAUUUCUGCAAAAUGAAUUAAAGUAUUUUUAAAGUUUCUGCCUUUCAUUGUUGUUUUAGUAAUGUGAGGUAAGAGAAUAAAAACUGGGCCACCAGCAGUCACCAACAAAGGUGCUACUCUAGCUCUCGAGAGAGUUUUUAAAGAACCACAUUUAAACCUGUUGUCAAUGAAGGUGGUAUGCAGUUCUUCACCACACUGGUUUCCAGUCCAAGCGUCCACCGCAGGCAGGAGGAAGCACCCAGUCAGCUUCCUUUGAUUGGAAACCUUUGAGCUGUGGUGAACAGCUCUUACCAAAACCAAAGUUUACCCCAUUUUUGGCAUUUAAAUGUUAAAAAAAGAGGAAAAAAUUUAAAUAAUGUGGGUGACAACGUGAUUUCUGUGUAGUUCCUCUGACUAAAAAAAGAGAGAAAUGCAGAUCUCUCCUUUGUAGAAUUCCUGUUGGCUUCCAAAAUUUAAAUAUGGAUUUCAAAUCAAGGAAAUGCACGAAUUUGAUUCUGGUAGAAAACUUCACAAGACACAGGAUUCCAAGACAUGUAAAAAGUGAUUUAAUCUGAGAAAAUUUAGAGAUUACAUGUUUAUUUAACACAAACAAGUAUCCUGUGAAAGUGCUCUCAAAUGGGAACUCAUUUUCUCGCAAUGUUAAUUUAUAUAGAUUUAUGUAAAUCCUGUUUACGUUAGAGCGAAGUUUUUAGUGUUUAUCACAGCUUAUCCUUAGAAACAUUUGUCAUGGCUCCAUAACUGCUCAAAAAAAGUGAGAUAAUUAAUCACUGGACUACAAUAAAAACGACAAGGAUUUAUUGGAGAAAAUUAAGGCAACAAAAACAUGUUGAAUGUAACUUUUUGGCUGUUUACAUUAUUUUCUGAGAUAGUAAUUCCAUAUAAAUAAAUAAUGAAUCCAAUGUGUCAACAAAAAUAAAAUAAGUAUUUUAAACCUGCUUCAUCCAGUGUUCAGACUGUGGGAAAUAAAAUGGCCUCUGAAGCUACACGAUUCCCAAAAACAGUCGUAUAGAAAAACCUGAAGCUGUGAUAUUUACAUGAGUAAAGUGAGGACUUCUGCAAAGGCUCCAUCUGUGUUUUAUAUGUGAGCAUCACCUGUCAGUUACAAACAAAUCUUCAGAGACACUCCCCCAACAACUCACACCCUCUGUAGGCAAUAAAA